AUGAAGUCAAGUUUCGCUGGACCCUCUCAGCGCACUUGCCUAUUUCAGGGCUAUGAGACAGUUCAUGAGGACUCCACUACACUGCAGGACUUAUGUGGCACAAGCCCACAGGCAUUCGCCCUGCUCAUCAGUCUCCUCAGCAACCUCCGUGUAAGGGAAGUGGACGUGACUGUACCCAACAAGCUGCUGCUAUUUCUUAUGAAACUGAAGCUGGGGAUAACAUUUACCAGCCUUGGUGCACUGUUUGGUGUCCGACGCUACACAGCAGCAAGGAUAUUUUUCCUCAUCCUGGCAAACUUGGUAGAAGCUACAAGGAAACUGAUAUUUGCACCUUCAAGAGACACCGUCCGAGCAACGCUUCCCCAGUGCUUCUUGGAACACUAUCAUACGUGUAGGUACAUUAUUGACUGCACAGAAGUCAGGACCGAGACUCCAGCUCCAGUAGAAAAACAGCGAACCCUCUACUCCAACUACAAGGGGUGCAUGACUCUCAAGUUUCUUGUUGCUAUUGUUCCCAAUGGACAAAUCGCAUUUGUUUCGGGGGCAUACGGAGGACGUGAACGUGACACUGCAAUAACCGUGCAGUCUGACUUUCUGGACCUUAUUGAAUCAGGGGACCUCGUUCUAGCUGACAAGGGGUUCCCUGGCAUAAACUCACAUCUAGGUGAUAAAGGUGCAAUUCUUGUAAUGCCACCAUUCUCAUAG
Ornithodoros turicata is the source of this 705-nucleotide messenger RNA. RefSeq lists its product as uncharacterized. NCBI's taxonomy places the organism in Eukaryota, Metazoa, Arthropoda, Arachnida, Ixodida, Argasidae. The coding region runs from base 1 to 705 and encodes 234 amino acids. The record is from RefSeq and is a predicted model, not a curated record. The transcript has a single exon.